Lymnaea stagnalis (great pond snail) is the source of this 262-nucleotide messenger RNA. Lineage: Eukaryota; Metazoa; Mollusca; Gastropoda; Lymnaeidae. The record is from the annotation of a GenBank genome assembly.
AGGCCCAGAGGCCCCAAAGCUAACCCGCACUCAAACAACGGUCUCUAAUGACUACCAGUUUAGCACCUGUUAUGUUCAACAACUGGGUCAUGUAUUCACCUAUGAUUAUGAGUAUUUGGGUCCGUGUGCUCACUUGGUAGUGACACCUUUGACAGAAAGAGCUUUCCUGACCAUGGGCCAUGCAUUAAAGACAUUUCAGUGUGGCACAUUGAUAGGCCCCAAUGGAUCAGGCAAGACAGAGACUAUAAGGGAAUUAGCCAAG